Molecule: messenger RNA, 463 nt
Organism: Myotis brandtii (Brandt's bat)
Lineage: Eukaryota; Metazoa; Chordata; Mammalia; Chiroptera; Vespertilionidae
Gene: RGS4
Product: regulator of G-protein signaling 4
Exons: 4
Coding region: 90-371 (93 amino acids)
Source: RefSeq, a predicted model, not a curated record
UCUGAAGCAUCUGCAGGCAGUCAAGGAAGAGUGCUCGGCUCCCAGCUCCUCCCGUCUCCUCCAGCCUCGAACUCCAACCCGCAGCAAAGAUGUGCAAAGGUCUGGCGGGGCUGCCCGCUUCCUGCCUGCGGAGCGCCAAGGACAUGAAGCACCGGCUGGGGGUGCUGCUGCAGAAGUCGGAUUCCGGUGAACACGGCUCCUCCCACAGCAGGAGAGACAAGCUGGUGGUCUGUCCCAGGGUGAGCCAAGAGGAAGUCAAAAAGUGGGCCGAAUCACUGGAAAACCUGAUCAGCCAUGAAUGUCAACCUGGACUCCGGCACCAGGGAGCAGACCCGCCGGAACCUGCUGGCGCCCACGGCCACCUGCUUUGACGAGGCCCAGAGGAAGAUCUUCCACCUGAUGGAGAAGGACUCCUACCGCCGCUUCCUCAAGUCUCGCUUCUACCUCGCGCUGGCCGACCCGU